Orcinus orca (killer whale) is the source of this 1897-nucleotide messenger RNA. It is a transcript of the gene TUBAL3, whose product is annotated as tubulin alpha like 3. Bases 1 to 1419 code for a protein of 472 amino acids. Gene Ontology annotation, biological process: mitotic cell cycle; microtubule cytoskeleton organization. The record is from RefSeq and is a predicted model, not a curated record. NCBI's taxonomy places the organism in Eukaryota, Metazoa, Chordata, Mammalia, Artiodactyla, Delphinidae. The transcript has 4 exons. Gene Ontology annotation, cellular component: microtubule; cytoplasm. Gene Ontology annotation, molecular function: GTP binding; structural constituent of cytoskeleton.
AUGGAAAUGCUCUGUCUUGAGUGUAUCAGUUUUGAUAUUCUGGGUGUGAUCUUGCAAGAUAUUUCCACUGGAGGAAAACAGAGGGAGUGCCUGUCUGUCCACAUUGGCCAAGCUGGCGUCCAGAUUGGGGAUGCCUGUUGGGAGCUCUACUGCCUGGAACACGGAAUCCAGCCAGAUGGCGUUGUUCUCGACGGCAGGCAGGAUCUGCAGGCACAUGCCAAAACGGAGCCUAUGGGUGCAUCUUUCGAUUCCUUCUUUUGUGAGACCAGAGCUGGGAAGCACGUGCCCAGAGCACUCUUCAUGGACCUGGAGCCAACUGUUGUAGAUGAGAUCCGUGCAGGCAGGUACCGCUCACUCUUCCACCCGGAGCAGCUCGUCAGCGGAAAGGAGGAUGCUGCAAAUAACUACGCCCGUGGUCGCUACUCUGUGGGGCCAGAGAUCCUCGAUCUGGUGCUGGAGAGGCUCCGAAAGCUGGCGGAACAGUGCAGUGGUCUUCAGGGAUUUUUGAUUUUCCGAAGCUUUGGAGGCGGCACUGGAUCAGGAUUUACGUCUCUCUUAAUGGAGCAGCUCUCCAGAGACUACAGCACGAAGGCUAAACUGGAGUUUUCUGUCUACCCAGCCCCCCGGAUCUCCACAGCUAUAGUGGAGCCUUACAACACCAUCCUCACCACCCAUCCCACCAUAGAGCAUGCGGACUGUACCUUCCUGGUGGAUAACGAGGCCAUCUAUGACAUAUGCCAUCGCAAACUUGACAUUGAACACCCCUCUUAUGCCAGCAUCAACAGGCUGCUGAGUCAGGCAGUAUCUUCCAUCACUACUUCCCUCCGGUUUGAGGGGGCCCUGAACGUGGACCUGAUUGAAUUUCAGACCAACCUCGUACCUUACCCUAGAAUACACUUCCCCGUGACCAGCUUCGCCCCCAUCAUCUCUGCGGACAACGCCCACCACGAGGAGCCCUCUGUGUCAGACAUCACAGCUGCUUGCUUCGAGUCCUCCAACCAGCUGGUCAAGUGUGACUCUCGCCUGGGGAAGUACGUGGCCUGCUGCCUGCUCUACAGAGGGGAUGUGGUCCCCAAGGACGUGAACACGGCAAUUGCAGCCAUGAAGACAAGGAACUCUGUCCAGUUUGUAGAUUGGUGUCCAACUGGAUUCAAGGUGGGCAUCAAUGGUCAUCCCCCCCGGGCAGUGCCGGGAGGGGACCUGGCCGAGGUCCAGCGGGCUGUCUGUAUGCUGAGCAACAGCACGGCGGUCGUGGAGGCCUGGGCCCGCCUGGGACACAAGUUCGACCUCAUGUACGCCAAGAAGGCGUUUCUGCACUGGUACAUUAGGGAAGGCAUGGAGGAAGGCGAGUUUGUAGAAGCCAGGGAAGACUUGGCAGUCUUGGAGAAGGAUUACGAGGAAGUGGGGCGAAGUUUCUGAUGCAGAUCUGACUGGUGACAAUGAAUGCUAAGCUUAAGUGUCACGCUUUACACUUAAAGGCUAGAGUUCCCUUGAUGAGCAGAAAAAGGAAAUUAAGUCAAGCGAGACCCCGAGUUCCAAUCAAAUGGGUCCAUAUUAACAAUGAGCCCACAUUUCCUUGUCUGUUAGUGUCACUCAGCACUGCACCCUGUGAACCUUCUAAGAUUUGGAGUCCUUUGAAUUUCUGGGGCUCAUCUUUUUUUUUUUUUUGUCAGAAUGGAAGCCUGGCUUUCUUCUUUGCUUUUUCAACCAAGUGACUGUGAAACCCUAAAGUGAAUGCUCUUCCUUUCCUGUUCCUGAGGUGGAAAAUAGCAUGUAAUGAUUAUUAAUGUUAUUUUCCCAUAUAUAUAUUUUGUACAUUGAUUAAGUAAUGAAUAUUUUCAAUAUGAGUCUUUUCCUUCUUCCAAGGCCUUAAGGUCUCAGUUUGCUUUUUAUACAG